Molecule: messenger RNA, 3783 nt
Organism: Colletotrichum destructivum
Lineage: Eukaryota; Fungi; Ascomycota; Sordariomycetes; Glomerellales; Glomerellaceae
Product: Putative helicase, Zinc finger, RING-type, Zinc finger, RING/FYVE/PHD-type
Exons: 10
Coding region: 1-3783 (1260 amino acids)
Biological process (GO): DNA repair
Cellular component (GO): nucleus
Molecular function (GO): ATP-dependent chromatin remodeler activity; ATP binding
Source: RefSeq, a predicted model, not a curated record
AUGUCAUUGUCUCCGGGUGCCGAUGCUCAAGAGAAGCCUGUUCGCCGGCCAAACGGACCUUCCUUUCCUGUGGAGGACGAUGAGUCAGAUGGCGAUGAGUCGCGGGGCUUGACAGCCCGGAGAAGAGCAAAUCACGACCAGGCUCAAGUGCCCGAUCUGUUCGAUGAGUCGGUCGAAAACACGAUCAACCAGAUGCGCAGCGAUCAUGGGCCAGACAACACCGAACCCGCUACUCGCCCAUCUCUGCCUGCCGAGUCGCGCGAGCUUUUCGUCGCAGAAGAAGAGCAGGUCGAUGUUUAUCUGUCUGCGAACAACAUCACAAACGUCAAGACCGAACCCGGUUCUGAUGACGACCUCAUGGUCAUCCAAAAGGCGGAUGCCUCUCCUGAAGCUCAGAAGCAUUGGUCUCUUCCCCAGCGGUUCAUCAUCGAUCUUACUGACGUGCCUGAGAAGGAGCCCGUAAUCAAGACCGAGCCCGCAAUCAAGAAGGAGCCCGUGGACCAUGUCAAUCCCAUUCUUCCUGCUGUGAGCAGCCAGUUCGACAUAGAAGCACUUGAGGCAAGAAGUCGUGAGCUCCAGUUGAAAGCAGUACAUGGUGGUAUGAGCAAGGCAGAGCUUUCCGAAAUGCUAUCCGCCAACACUCAGCUCGGUCAAGCGCGAAGUUUGGCCCACACUAACGGCAACGCAACGACAUUCACCAGCAACGUCUUGCCUGAUUCCGACAAUCAUCAACCAGCAUCUGGUCAUGCAAACGAGAAGAAACCGAAACAGAAGAGAAAGCCUCCCGUAAAGACAGCCGCAGAGUAUUGGGCACGGAGAGAAGAGAAUGAUCGAGAAAGGGAGGCCAGAGGCCUUAAGCGUAAGGGAACUUACAGCAACAGCAGUUUGCGCAAGACCCAGAAAACGAAGACUUCAAAAAGCACCGAAAGUGACUCUUACGAAGAAGAGAAUGAACGACAGAUCGACGCGCUGCUUCAGACGCGCGAUGCCAUCCAGGAGCGGGUAGAGCGGGGUGACCUGCCCCCCGCGCCAAGGAUCACAGCAACUAAAAGAAAAGAUCAAUUGAAGCAAAUGAGAGAAGCCGCACCUGAUUACUUCCAUCCAAAGGUUUUGAACGAGCAAAAGAGUGAGCUUCAAGAGGCUACAAAAUCUUGGGGCCAUCGCGCCGUUCGAUGCAAGAACGGCGGAUGGGAAGUCAGAGGUCUGAACAGCCCGAUGCUGCAUCACCAGCUUGUUGUCGGUGCUUGGAUGCUAGGCCGAGAGCUGAAGGAACUGCGACUUCUGCCGAAAGGAGGUAUUCUGGCCGAUGCAAUGGGUCUUGGGAAGACGAUUGAGGCACUUUCCUGCAUUGUGGGCAACCAAGCUCCGGAGAGCCUUAAGGAAACUGGUAAGGGAGCAACACUAGUUAUUUGUCCGUCAGGGCAAAUGAUUAGGCAAUGGAUGUCCGAGGUCAAAAAGCACUGCAACAAGACAUUUGCAAAGAACAUUGUGCACUUCAAGGCUGGCAACAAGAUGGAUAUUGACCUCCUGGCUUCCUUCAACAUUGUUUUUGCGAGUUACCACCAACUCAGACAUAGUUCUCCUACAGCCAAGGCAAGAGAGGCAAAGCAGAAGCAGCUUACGGAUCCGGAAAAAUAUCGAGAGUGGUUGGAAGAGGAAUCCGGCGAGCUUCACCGCAUUGAUUGGUACAGAGUUGUUCUCGACGAGGCCCAUUGCAUCAAGAACCACAAGACUCAUUCGGCUUUUGCGGCUUAUGAGCUCCAGGCCAAGUAUCGUUGGGCUGUGAGUGGAACGCCACUCAUCAACUCCCCCGAUGAGAUUUACUCUUAUUUGAAGUUCAUCAGAUGCUCUGCAACGAACGACUUUGACGAUUAUCAUCGAGAGUAUCGAGCCAGCCAAAAUGCCGAAAGUAAUUAUGCCAGACUCAUGGACGAAGUCAUGUACAGAAGAACUCAAGGCGACUUCUUUCUUGGCCAGCCAAUUUUAGAUCUGCCGGCUCCUCACCCUUCGCAUCAGUAUCUCACGCUGUCAGCCGAGGAAAUGGUGAUAUUUCGAAUGAUGGAGAGAUGCUUCAGACAAAAGCUUAACCUUGACAUGAAAGUCGGCAUUACUGACAUUCAAGUUCAAUGCUACUUGGUAAUGCUGCUCCGUCUUCGGCAAGUCGCAACUCAUCCUUUCCUACUCGAGGGUAUGAUGGCGGAGCACUUCUCUAUGGAAGACUUGCUCAUUACCAAGAAAAAGCUGAAGGCGCUCAAGGGUCGCGCCACCAUUUACAGCCAAAUCGGGCCGUGGACUCAGAGGCACCAAAUUCUGAGUCCGCGUACGCGAGAGGUCAUCGAGGAGGACGAGAAAAGACGACAGGACCAACUCCGGGAUCAUCGCAGCCAGAAUUUGGAAUCACGAUACAGCCGAAACCAUGGUUCGUACAAUCAAGGCGCGACGCAAGAGAACGAGAAUCGAGACACCACUAGAACGAGCGACGACGUUAUGGUUGUUUGCGAUGACACCGACGAAGUAAAUAGCCAGGAUGAGGUGGACGAGGACGAGGACGGUAUGGUUCCGCACAACUACAGAGCUACUGGCGAUGAGCAUCAUGUCAACAACAACGACAGACCUCUGGCUGUCGAUCAUGACGAGCCUCCAAUCAGUGAGAACGAGGAACCACCGCUCCAGCCGUUCGGUCAGAGUGAGUUCGGUUUGAGCUUCGACAUGACCAAGCAGCUUGAGUAUCUUGAGAGGCUCAAGGAGCUCGAAGCCGCGGUAUGCUUUCACUGCAAGUCUGAACCUCCCUUGGAUCCAUUAAAGGCCCAUUGCGGCUGCAUCUUCUGCAAUCGCUGUUUGAUGGCCCGUUUCGGUCAAAAGAAGUGCCCUAGAUGUCGCAAAACCAUUGGCGUCCCCAAACCUUUUAACUUGGACGGCAACGAAGCGGACGAAGACCUCGAGAGCGAUGCCGGCACGAAUGUCAAAGACAAAGACUAUAUCCAGGGAAACGAUUACGCCAAGUUUCAACCCUUCGAGGACGAGGGAAAAAACAAGAAAUCGAACAAGUUCCUGCGGAUCAGCGACAAGCAGCCCGAUUUGCCUGUUACUUCCAGUGCCAAGAUGACAGCACUCAAGGAGACCGUCUUGAGAUGGCAGGCGGAAGCUCCCGACGACAAGAUCAUAAUCUUUAGCCAGUUUACCGUCGUAAUGAAGGUCAUUGGCCGCAUGUUGGAGUCGGAAGGCAUCUGCUUCGCCUACCUCAGUGGCAAGCAGAAUACCGACCAGCGCAACAAGGCUGUGGAUGAGUUUCAGAACGGUGACAAGGUCAAGAUUCUUAUUGCAUCGCUGCGUGCGGGAGGCCAGUGUCUCAACCUCACACGCGGAAACCGAGUCAUCCUCAUGGAGCUUUGGUGGAACCAUGCCGUCGAGCAGCAAGCGUUUGCCCGCGUCUACCGCAUCGGCCAGAUAAAGGAAACCCACUUUGUACGCUUCAUCGUCAAUACACCCAUCGAGCAACGCAUGUUGCAGAUGCAGGUCUCUAAGAUCCUCAGUAUCGAUGCAGCACUUCAGGACGACAAGGCCAGGAAACCUAAGAUUACCCUGGUGGACAUUGCCAGCCUUCUUGGUAGGGUCGUCACCAACAGCGACGGCCUCAUGCAUGUCGUCUCUGACUACGACGACGAGGAUGAGGAUGAUGAAGACGACCUUAGAAGUGACGCAGAGGAGGAGGAGGAAGAUCUGGAAGACCUCGUUGUCCCCGACGGCGUGAUAGAGUAUGAGGAUGACGAAGAGGACGACUAG